Molecule: messenger RNA, 1185 nt
Organism: Trypanosoma cruzi
Lineage: Eukaryota; Euglenozoa; Kinetoplastea; Trypanosomatida; Trypanosomatidae
Exons: 1
Source: RefSeq, a predicted model, not a curated record
AUGCAAUUGCACGAGCGUGUGGAGGAGACACUCAUUGCGCUUCUCUACGCUGAAGAUACGGUGAACGGCACAUGGAAGAGUAGAGGGCGAGACCUGGCGGCGGCAUUUGAGGCCUCGCUUAUCGAAAUCACCGGUGUUCCCGAAAACGCGAGCCGUUUAGAGACUCUCGCGUGUGUGCGUCGCUCGGUGAAUUCUUUUAUUGCGGACCCAACGCCCGCGCCACUGGAGACCUUCUUUUUGCGUGUCGUGACAAUACUGCAUUGCUACACGGUUGUCGCCUCGGCGAAUGUUGGAUCGUCACAGCUUCCGGUGGGAGUGAAGACAGCUGCGGUGGCGAUUGCUAGCGCAUUCUUCUCGCAACGUCUGCGAGUGGCGUGUGUGGAGACGAAUAAUAAUGAUGAUAUUGAUACUAACAAUAAUGAUGAGGAUGAUGACAGUAUGAAAAGUACGAGCGGGGGAGCUGGGGAGGAGGAAGAUUUGCUGCAGGAAUUACACGCAUUGUGGUUCUGCUUCCUUUGUGUAUUUCUCCAGCAAUUGUCGGCGAAGGGCGGGGACUUUACGGCGUGGCGGCAGUUCUUCCGAGCGUGUGCAGCGCAGCACAAGAAAUGCGACAUCAAAAAGGGAAAUUCUCACGGGAAAGAAGAACACAUGAGUGGCGAAGAUGGCUCUGGGGAGGAAGAGAGGAUUGGUAUGGCUGCGUGGGGAGCGGUGUCGGAGGAGACAUUCAACGCCACAGUUGCCAGGACGCGGUUUCGGCGCACAGCGAUUCUGUGCAAGUCGUUUUGUCCACACCUCGUCGCGCAAGCCCCUGGUACAACGUACCAGCUGCUGCAUACCCUGCACGCUUUUAUGUCAGACUGGAUGAAGUUCAAAAAGGAAAAAUGCAACGACGGAGAGGCAAAUGAGGAAGAGGAAAUCGUGGGGCGAUACAGUGAGCAGAUGGGAGAGCUUCUUGGUGAAGGUCAGGUGCAUGCCUUCUUAUUAAGCACCGCCAUUGGAGCGGUACUGAGCUCCACGUACAUUCUCUCAACUCGAGGGGCUCGGGGUGCAGAGAUAGCGAGAUGGCAUUUAACGCGCCCAGAUACGGCGUGGCAAACCGAAGCGCAAUGGCGCCAGACACACUUUCCACCUAUCGGCAGGUUGCUUGAACGUCUACACAUCCGAUCGCUUCUUGGGGUGCAUCAU